GGAAAUAAUCUUUGAGUUAGGUUGGCUAUAAAAUAUGCAAAUUAAUGUCCUUGCCCGUGAGGAGAGGCGACAGUGGCGCCACGCCGGUAUUAAUCGAUCGCACCGAGCCCCGCCCCUUGAAGUGUCAAAACACAGGCGAGGCCCCUGAAGCCCAAAAUCCGCGAAGCCCCGCUUAAGGGACCCUACGGGCACUACGAAAAUACGAAAUGGCGUCCCAGCUGCAAGGAUACGAACCCGAGACUCAGCAGGAAAUGCCGAGCCAGUACGACACCGGAAUGCAGCCUCCAGGGGGUGCAGGCGGUGGCGGUCAUUUGCAGGCCCUCAGGUCUGCCAUGCAGGUCAACCUGGACGUUUUCCGCGAGCCUCGGGGGGUCAUGCGAAUCAUCCAUUUGGUGUUCUCACUGUUUGCCAUAAUCACGAUCUGCUCGUACGACAAUGAGGUGACGUUCGCCGUGAAAUGCCCUGAUCCGCAGCCCAGGAGUGUCGUCUCCUUCCCCUACGACUACCCAUUCAAGCUGGACCACAUUUCUCGGAAGGAGGCGUGUUCACACCCUGAAAGUCGGUAUCUGACGCUGUACGGCGACUUCAGCUCAGACGCCGAGUUCUUUGUGGCUGUGGGUGUUUUGUCGCUGCUGGGGGCGGCUGCUGCCUCCGCCAUCUACGCACUGUAUGAGGCCCAAUACCAGAGCAACCCUCUCAUCUCCCUUGCCGAUUUCGGGGGCACCGCCCUCUUUGCUCUUCUGUGGCUCUCGGCCAGCGCUGCCUGGGCCAACGGCCUAUCCGGAAUAAAACACUCGACCGAACCAGCCAUCCUGAUGCGCACCAACCAGUGCGGAAAGGGCCUCUGCGAGAAUGUGACCACAGGCAGCUUCUCUGGGCUCAACAUCUCAGUUAUUCUGGGAUUUUUAAACUUCUUCCUGUGGACCUCCGACUUGUGGUUCAUCUACAAGGAGACUCCUUGGUUCAAAAUGAAGCAGCAACCCCUUGAUCAACAGAUCAAUUAAAAAAAAGAGUAGCCAGGACUGACUAGCAAUAAUUAUCUAUGGAUAUUCCAUUGUUCUGUAACUUAUCCGACGCACAAAUAGCUAGGCAUUUAUUUUCCUGCACACUCUAAAAACGGAAUCCAAAAAGCAAAUAUACUCUUAAGAAAUGUUACAGAUUAUCGAAUUUAUGGCCGACAAGGAAUUUCAAUAUUUUUUUUUAUCAGUAUUUAGAGAAUUUACUUAUAAUUUCAUUCCAUUGCUGCUCCUGCAAUUGAUUUUUCACUUCGGAGCAACAAGUUGUUGCGUAAAAGACAGGCUUGAUUGUUGUACUUAUUAUUAUGCUUGCCGCACAUCUGUUGCGUGUGUCAAAUUACUCCACUCCAUUUUUUUAAUCUGUCACUCAUCAUUGAGAGGAUUAGUUCAACAUUCCACAGGCAUCAAUUAAAAUAGCGUCGCAAAUAGUUAGCCGCAGCUGAAUUACCCGCAUGAAAUGCCCAGUGUCUUGACCUUGAUCGAACCCCUUGUUGAGCAGCACAAGUACUAUUAUUAUUAAAUGACGGAACAUAUUAUACUUAUGUCUCACAACAAAAAUUGUGUCAAUUGCAAGAUAAUUAUUUUUCUGAGAUAUUUUUUGUGUGGAAAUUCUAAUCUCAUUUUUCUAUUUUUGUUUCGCAAAAUGAAAUAAAUAAAUGAUUUGAAGAAGUCAAUUAAAAACCUCAUAGUUAUU
Molecule: messenger RNA, 1710 nt
Organism: Neocloeon triangulifer
Lineage: Eukaryota; Metazoa; Arthropoda; Insecta; Ephemeroptera; Baetidae
Product: synaptophysin-like
Exons: 6
Coding region: 207-1004 (265 amino acids)
Cellular component (GO): synaptic vesicle membrane; synaptic vesicle
Source: RefSeq, a predicted model, not a curated record